Molecule: messenger RNA, 5661 nt
Organism: Hemiscyllium ocellatum (epaulette shark)
Lineage: Eukaryota; Metazoa; Chordata; Chondrichthyes; Orectolobiformes; Hemiscylliidae
Gene: mtcl2
Product: microtubule crosslinking factor 2
Exons: 14
Coding region: 237-5429 (1730 amino acids)
Biological process (GO): regulation of autophagy
Source: RefSeq, a predicted model, not a curated record
CAGUCAGUGUGUGCUUUGGUGAAAACACGGAGAUUCUGAGAUAUUUACAAUUGGAGAAAGAAAGGAAAGCGAAGGCGGUCUGUUGUUUGGUGUUCAGCUCAAGCCUUGUUGAAUGAAUCGAGGGGCGAUGGGAUGAAUGUUGUGGCGGAGGCAGGGAGUGCUGUGUGUGUGCGUCUUAUGUGCCUUGUUCCUUUCACAAACAAUCCGUUGGUCGAGGGGUUUUGGAUGGGUGAGGGAUGGAGGCGGUGAGCAGAGCCCCGGAGAUUCAGCAGCAAGUCGAGAAGAAGAAGCUGCACCGAGCGCCGUCUCCGGCCAGACCCAAAGCGAUCCGGGGCUGGUCGGUGGCGAAAUCCAAAUGUAACCCGGGCUCCAAGCCGGCUCUGGGGAUCUCCCAGUGCCGCCUCUCCCGGCACAGCCCGGCUCUCAAGGACAUCAAACUGGGCAAAAUGCCCGCGGCUAAAGCGGCGGCGGUGAAGAAGCCGGAGAAAGGAGGUGGUGGUGGUGCUGGAGGAGGAGGUGGCGGGGUGAAAGGCAGCGCCAGCGGCAAGAGGAAGAAGAUCCAGCGGCUCGCCAGCGCUGCCGCUCCGGCCCCGGGCACCGACUCCAGCUGCAGCUCCAGCAUCAGCUCCGAGCUCUCCGACUGCCCGUCCGAGCAACUCUCCGGCAUCCUGUCCCCCGGGGCCAGCGAGCACCGGGACGGCUGCCCCACUCCCCCCGGCCAGGAGGACGGCGGAUCCUCGGCCAGCGGCGGGCACUCGGACGGAGCGUCCGGAGCCAAAUCCCCGUCGAUGGGGAGCCGGCUUCAUGUCAGCAACUCGCUGGCCUUUUCCGAUUUCAGCGAAGAAUUCGUUGACAGCAUCCAGGAGGAAUUCCUGAAAGAGAUCGAGGAGCUUCGGUCUGAAAACGAUUAUCUGAAGGAUGAAAUUGAGGAGCUUCGAGCUGAAAUGCUAGAAAUGAGAGAUAUCUAUUUAGAAGAAGAUGUUUACCAGCUCCAGGAACUUCGUCAAGAGCUAGACAGGGCAAACAAAACUUGCCGGAUCCUUCAAUAUCGGCUGCGAAAGACUGAACGACGAAGCCUCCGAGUAGCUCAGACAGGCCAAGUUGAUGGAGAACUAAUCCGGAGUUUGGAGCAAGAUGUGAAGGUUUCAAAAGAUGUGUCUGUAAGACUUCACAAUGAACUGGAAGCUGUGGAGAAGAAGAGAAUAAAGUUAGAAGAAGAAAAUGAAGAUCUUCGACAGAAGCUCAUUGAAAUGGACGUCUCCAAACAGGUGCUACAGAAUGAAGUGGACAAAAUGAAAGAGAGCUCCCUGAAAAAACGAGGUAGCCGCGUUGCUACAAAACCAGAAAAGAAACCCAUGCUGCAGGAGGAUAGUGCUGAUCUGAAAUGUCAGCUCCAUUUUGCCAAAGAAGAAGCUGCUGUGAUGUGCAAAAAGCUGACCAAGUUAGUAAAAGAGAAUGAAAACAUGCGAGAGGAGCUGGUGAAGUACAGCUCUCUCUACGGUGAUUUGGACAAUGCGGUGUCUAUUGGAGACAUUGGAGAAUCUCCUCAUGUCAGAGAAGCUGAGCUAAAAUUGCAUCUAAAGCUGGUCGAAGAAGAAGCCAACAUUUUGAGCAGAAGAACAGUUGAGCUGGAGGUCGAAAACCGUGGACUGAAAGCCGAAAUGGAUGAUCUAAAGGGUCACGGUGAGAAAGACUCCUCAAACCAGGAUAUCAGACUGGGAAUUACCAGCACAAGCUACGGUGAGUUUGGGGAGAAUGUUGGGGAGCUCAGGCGUCACCUUCAGUUUGUGGAAGAGGAGGCAGAGCUUCUGAGGCGAUCCUUAAUUGAGAUGGAGGACCAAAAUAAGCACCUCAUGAAUGAACUGAAUAGAUAUAAAUCUGAGUCCAAUCAGGAGUCGUCAUGGUCAGAUAGUUGUCCCUCGUUGACCGAACCUUCCCAAGAAGAGCUAAUGACAGCAAGACUCCAAAUCAAUGACCUCAAUGGGAAAGUCAAGAAGCUGGAAUAUGAGAAUCGUGUGCUCGUUUCAAACCUUCAGCGUUAUGACUUGGCAUCCUACCACUGCCAAAAAUGUUCCCGAGAGCUUGAUGCUGACAUUAGUGACUCUGCAGGGAUGUCUUCACCCCAGUCAAGGAGAGAAGUACCAGUUGGAGGAGAAAAUGAUUCAAGGGAAACUCAAGAGAGAACCUCUGGUAGUGGAAGCAGCAGAAUUGCUGAUCAUGAUGAUGUUUCUGCAAAAUUCUUUGGAAGGAAAGACCUAGAGAUUCUGUUUAGCAUUAAAGAUCAAGCUGAACUUGUUCGCGAAGUCAUUGAUCUCUUAAUUUCAGACACAAGUGGCUUAAAUUCUGGUGUCAAGCUUUGUUCAACUAUUGAUUUGCCAAAUCAAUCCUUCAGUGAAAGUAAUGAUGAAGCUGCUAAUGCCAAUGAUCCUAAACUAAUGAGCAGCAUUAAUUCAAGGCUACUUGGCUUAAAGACUGAGUUGGCAUCAGUUACUGAGAAAAUUGAUUGUCUGGGCGAAACUAUCAGAGAAGAAAGCAGAAGUUUGUCCCCUUUACCCCAUCUAACAGAGUCAGCAAGCUUUCUAUCCACAAUGACAACAAUGUCUCAGGACUUGCCCAUGGAUUCUGUUGGAAAAGACUUCACAGCAGAUUUAAAGCAGCCUGACUUUAGGGAUCAAGUGGACUGGCAGCAAGAUGUUAGCCAUACCCCGGAGAUCUGUGUAGCCAAUUCUGAUACCAAGGAGUACGGAGAAAAUGCCAAGGAUUAUACGGCUAAGGAUUAUAACAUCUACACCCAUGAGGAAAGUGACUCCUAUGCUUCAGAGGUCAAGGAACUACAACUUGAUUUAUCUGAAGCUAAGGAGACUAUCCGAGGACUGCAAGAACAGCUUGUUCAGGAAAGAGAGCUUCGAAAUGAAGAUGCAAUGAGAUUUCAACAGAAAAUGUCACAGCUUAAAGAGGAACAACAAAAGGCUCUUGUGCGAAGAGACUUUGAGCUGCAGAGCCUGAAUUUGCAAACCAGACUUGAGCAGAAAUUCUGGAGUCAAGAGAAAAACCUGUUUGUGAAGGAAGCAGAUCAAUUCAAACAAAACCUCUUCCUUCUCUACAUGAAACUGAAAUGGUUCCUGAAACAUUGGAAAUGUGGCAAGAAAAUGGAUAAUGACGGUGAUGAUUUACUAGAGGUUAACAGUGUGAAAGAUUUAUAUUUGCUGAUUGAAGAAGAGGAGCUGACCCCUCGCCAAGUGGACAAUAAGACUGUGAAAACAGAUGACCAAUCUCACAAUAUCCUUGAGGAGGCUUUGACUGUUCCAGUGGAGAAAUCUCCUCCUACAUUAUGUGCAAAGCAGUCAAAUGAAUAUAGUAGAGUUGUGGGAGACAUUAAAAUGAUUUUGAAGGACCUUUGUACAGAACUAAAGGAGGAAAGAAGGCGAACAAAUGAUCUUCAACACGAGUUUGCAAACGCCAAGUCAGCCUGGGAGAUAGAAAAAGUGGAGCUCAAAAGUCUUAUUGCACAACUGGAAGGUAGGGCUGGCAAAAUGACAUCUGAGAAAACUCCUGGUGAUAUGAAAUCUGCUUUGAAAUGGGAGAGAGAAGAACAUCAACAACUCCUCGCAGAGUCGUACAGUGCAGUUAUGGAUCUAACACAGCAACUUCAAAUCAGUGAAAAGAACUGGAGUCAAGAGAAAUUAGAGUUACUGGACAGAUUUAAUAAUGAGCGGAGCCACAGCGAGCAGCGUCUGAAGGAAAUGCAACAUAAAAUCAAUCAGAUGCUGCAACACAGAAACAAUGAAAAGGAAACAUCAGAUGAAUUAGAGGCUAAAGGAACUAAUUUGCAACGGGCCAAAUCAGUUUCUUCCAUGUCUGAGUUUGAGAGCUUGUUGGACACAUCUCCGUAUUUACCUCCACCCUCUACACCCCUGCCAAAAGGUUUAAAUGAUCUUGAGGAGCUGAACAAGAAAAACUGGAAACACAAGAAUGCUAACGGUGCAUUAUUAAAUGAAAAAUCGGAAAGUGCGUUGAUCAACCAGUCAGAUGUGGAGAUGCCUGCAAUUUCAUCAUGGGAUUUCACUAUGACAGGAAAUCUAGUUAAUCCACAUCUCAACACAAAACAAAUACAGAGGAGUUACACAGCACCAGAUAGAACUGGUAUUCGCAUUUACUACAGUCCACCAGUCGUGCGUAGAAUGGAUGGUUCUUUAGUUCAGAACAAUGAGGGAAAGAUUAUGAUUGAACCAGGUUUUCUGUUUACCAUGGCAAAACCCAAACAAACUGAGGACAUGGAGUUCCAUCCAGAGAAGGUGCGCAAUAAGUGGUUUAAUAACUUUUCCAAGCACCGGGAUCUAUUGGAAAGUGGCACUGGAGAACAUCCUGUUUCUGUUUCUGCUACUGCUGCUGUUACUGGGUUUCCAUCUGCGCUGCAUGAUCUGCAAAUAUCAGGUAAUAUGAGUGAUGACAUGAAGGAGGCUGCCAACUGUGUCAGAAAUGUUAUUUGUACAAGUUCAAUGGAAAGGAAGGUUAAUACUGCAAGCCAGACUGUUGCAGUUAUCAGUGUGGGCACUCAGACCACCCGAAGUAUUAGUAUUGGGCUGCAGACCGAGAGUCCAAGAUCGAUCUCUAGUAGCCUGCAUCGGUCAUGGGCAUCCAGGGGCUCCUUACUGAUGCCAACCCAGAGUUCACGGAGCAAACAACUCUCUUCAUCACUGGAAAAGGUGCCAACUAAGUUUGAACGCCCUUGCUGUUCACCCAAGUAUGGCUCACCAAAGUUGCAAAGAAGAAGCUCAUCGAAAAUAGAUCAUACAAGAGAGCGGAGUCCAUGGGCUAUGUCUCACAGAGGACAAAAUGAGUCAGCCUGGGCUAGGUCAACUACAACGAGGGAUAGCCCAGUGCUCAGCUCAAUCAAUGAUGGAUUGUCCAGUUUGUUCAAUGUUGUUGAACAUCCAUCUGGAAGUGUCGACUCCAUCUGGAAAUCAAGCCAACAUGAGACGAAAACGAAAGGUGAUACAUCAAGAUAUGGGAUUGUUCAGGAGUUUUUCAGAAAUGUGUGUGGCAGAUCCCAGAGUCCAACAAAUGGAGCUGACAAGCCACUCAAAGAUCCAGUUUCUGAAGAAAGUGUCCGAAAAACAGAUGUGGCUGCUCCUCCGGGCCAAUCACAGAUAGACAGUGUUUCCCGAAUUGUAAAUAAAAGACUUCCCAAGCAACCAAACAAGGAGGACCAAAAACCAACACCCUGUCCGGCGCAGGGAGCGAAAGAUCCAGACACACGGGAUGCAUGUGGAGCACCUGGUCUACUUGAGGAAACAUCAUGUGAUUGUGCAUCUCAAUCACUCACCUCCUGCUUUCCAUCCAGAUCGUCGGUUCGCCAUUCGUUAUCACAGUGUAAAUCACGAUCUUUACCUUCAGACCCUAACGUGGCUGACGAUAAGUCAGGCUGAAUCGUGAACUAUGCCGGGGCAAGAAAACAACUUUACGUGGGCUAAAAUAAUCUCUGCAACUUCUGCUUUCUCUGAGAGCUUAAGUGAAUUUUUCAGAGACAUUUAGAAAAGAUGUUCAGGUUUUAUUGUCGUGGUCACUGUAGAUUGAAAGGUAAAAACUAUAGAGGUAAAAACUCAAGAAAAUCUAAGGUAUCUAAGUUAUAAUGUGUAGGUGCUGGAUCAUUUCUGUAAU